GUUGCAGAUGGACAUCUGUUUGCAUGGGGUCACAAUGGUUACAGUCAGCUGGGGAAUGGGUCGACCAACCCGGGACUCUCCCCGGUGUUGAUCACCGCUAACCUGCAGAACAAAAAAGUGAAAGAGGUGUCGUGUGGCUCACAUCACUCUAUGGCUCUCACUCUGGAUGGAGAGGUCUUUGCAUGGGGAUAUAAUAACUGUGGCCAGAUUGGUUCAGGCUCCACAGCCAACCAACCCUACCCCAGGAAGGUCACCGGAUGCCUGCAGGGCAAGAAUGCAUCGGGCAUCACAUGCGGGCAAACCUCCUCUAUGGCUCUUGUCGACAACGGAGAGAAAGGGCUGCUAUAUGCCUGGGGAGCAAAUACCUAUGGUCAACUGGGAACUGGCACCAAGAGCAACCACCUCAGCCCUGUGCACAUCAUGGCUGACAAAGAGAGGGUCGUCGAGGUGGCAGCAUGCCAUUCGACACACACGUCGGCAGCCAAGACCCAAAGUGGGCAGGUUUUUAUGUGGGGUCAGUGCCGGGGCCAAUCCAUUGUCCUGCCACACCUCACGCACCUCACCAACACAGACAACGUCUUUGCCUGCUUCGCUACGCCAUCCGUUAUGUGGCGCCUCAUGUCUAUGGAGCAAGAUGACUUCCUGACGGUUGCAGAGGCUCUGAGGAAAGAGUUCGACAGUCCAGAAACAGCUGACCUCAAGUUCAGUGUUGAUGGCAAAUACAUCCACGUUCACAAAGCUGUGCUGAAGAUCAGGUGCGAGCAUUUCCGUUCAAUGUUUCGCUCCCAGUGGACGGAGGAUCAGCAGGAAGUGAUAGAGAUUGGCCAGUUCUCGUAUCCCGUCUACAGGUCCUUCCUGCAGUUUCUUUACACAGACACUGUUGACCUUUCGCCUGAGGAUGCCAUUGGCCUGUUGGACCUGGCCACCUCUUAUUGUGAAAACCGCCUGAAACGCCUGUGUCAGCAGAUCAUCAAGAGAGGAAUCACUGUGGAAAACGCCUUCACCCUGCUGUCUGCUGCCAUACGAUACGACGCAGAGGACCUGGAAGAGUUUUGUUUCAGGUUUUGUAUAAACCACCUGACUCAGGUAACUCAGACCGAAGCCUUCUGGCAGGUAGACGGAGCAAUGCUGAAGGAGUUUAUCAGCAAAGCUAGUCGCUGUGGAGCCUUCAAGAACUGAGUGGUACUUUUAGGCUCCUGCAACCUAAAAAAGAGAAAAAACCAACUAAUGACCGAGUGGAUUUGGUCGCGCUGCAUCACAGUGACUAUUUCAGUUUUCACAUUCCUGUUGAUCCCAUCCACAACAAAAGAGGAGGCCCUUUCUUGAAAUACUUAUUUAUAUAUACUUUAAAGAAGCACUUAAACAACAUUAUUCACAAGAUGCUUAAACUGGAUUUUAAGCUGCGUUAUCUGUGGAUCUAAAAUGAGCACUUUGGCCAAACCCAUGGCGCCUUUUCUGUGGAAGUUCUUUACAUAUGUUAUGUAUACUUGAAUUUUUUUAAAUUUUUUCUCAGCAGCGUUUGCUUUGUUCAUUUACUUUCUGGAAAAGUUCAUGUGAGGGACCAAAGAUCUGGAAGGAAUAAACUACUGACGAAAUCUAAAGAGAUGAACACUGUAAUGUAAACAUGUUUCACACAGUUAGCAGUAGAGCCCAAUUUAUCGGUGAAUUGAUUGCAUUGGCUAAUUGCCAGUCUGUUAG
Neolamprologus brichardi is the source of this 1698-nucleotide messenger RNA. Lineage: Eukaryota; Metazoa; Chordata; Actinopteri; Cichliformes; Cichlidae. The record is from RefSeq and is a predicted model, not a curated record.